Molecule: messenger RNA, 1674 nt
Organism: Solanum verrucosum
Lineage: Eukaryota; Viridiplantae; Streptophyta; Magnoliopsida; Solanales; Solanaceae
Product: vetispiradiene synthase 2-like
Exons: 7
Coding region: 1-1674 (557 amino acids)
Biological process (GO): diterpenoid biosynthetic process
Molecular function (GO): magnesium ion binding; terpene synthase activity
Source: RefSeq, a predicted model, not a curated record
AUGACUUCAUUGGCUGGAAAUGUAAACAAUGAAAAUGGAAUUUUUCGUCUAGAGGCUAAUUUUUCUCCUAGUCUAUGGGGGAAUAUUUUUAGCAAUUCUACUCGGAAUAAUCAGAUAUCCGAAAAAGUUAUAGAGGAGAUUGAGGGUUUGAAAGAAGAAGUGAAACACAUGAUAAUAAGUACUACUACUACUACUAGCAAUGACAUUGAACAAAAAAUUCAUUUGAUUGACACUCUUGAACGUCUUGGUAUUUAUUAUCACUUUGAGAAGGAGAUUGAAGAUCAAUUAAGCAAGAUGUUUGAUCAAAAUGUCAUUCAUGAAGAAGAUGAUUUAUACAAGAUUGCAUUAUAUUUUCGAUUGUUUAGACAACAUGGAUAUCCAAUCUCUUCCGAUUAUUUCAACCAAUUCAAGGACAACAAUGGAGAAUUCAAGAAAACUCUAGUUACAAAUGCAAAGGGCUUGUUAAGUUUGUAUGAAGCAACACAUGUUAGAAAACAUGGUGAUGACAUAUUAGAAGAUGCACUUAUUUUUGCAAAAUUCCAUCUUGAGAGGAUAACACAUACAUUAAUGGAUUCUACUCUUGAAAAACAAGUAACACAUGCACUUAUGCAAUCUCUUCAUAGAGGAAUCCCAAGAGCUGAGGCACAUUUUAACAUUUCAAUAUAUGAAAAAUGUGAAUCAAGAAAUGAAAAGCUACUAAGGCUUGCCAAAUUAGAUUACAAUUUGUUACAAGUGCUACACAAGGAAGAGCUUAGUGAACUCACACAGUGGUGGAAAGAUUUGGAUUUUGCAUCAAAACUUUCAUAUGUGAGAGAUAGAAUGGUGGAAUGUUUUUUUUGGGCAGUUGGUGUGUACUUUGAACCACAAUACUCUCAAGCUAGAGUUAUGCUUGCAAAAUGCAUAGCUAUGAUUUCAGUAAUUGAUGACACAUAUGACUCUUAUGGAACUCUUGAUGAACUAAUUAUAUUCACGGAAGCUGUGGACCGGUGGGAUAUAAGUGAAAUUGAUCGACUUCCAAACUAUAUGAAACCGAUAUAUACAUCUCUUCUCGAUCUCUUCAACGAGUAUGAAAUCAAAAUCAAAUUAGAACAAGAUAAAUUCAAUGGAGUUCAUUAUGUCAAAGAGGCAAUGAAAGAAAUUGUGAAGAGUUACUAUAUUGAAGCAGAAUGGUUUCUUGAAGGAAAAAUUCCAUUAUUUAAAGAGUAUUUGGGCAAUGCAUUGGUUACUGGAACUUAUUAUCUACUUGCACCAACAUCAUUAUUGGGCAUGAAAUCAACAUCAAAGAAAACAUUUGAUUGGAUAAUGAAUAAACCAAAAAUUCUUGUGGCUUCUGCAAUAAUUGGUAGAGUUAUUGAUGAUAUAGCAACUUAUAAGAUUGAGAAAGAAAAAGGACAACUUGUUACAGGAAUAGAAUGUUAUAUGCAAGAAAACAAUUUAUCUGUGGAAGAAGCAAGUGCACAACUUUCUGAAAUAGCUGAAAAUGCAUGGAAGGAUUUGAACAAAGAGUGCAUUAAGUCUACUGAUUCUAUGCCAACUGAAAUCUUGAUGCGUGUUGUGAACCUAACACGUCUGAUUGAUGUCGUUUACAAGAACAAUCAAGAUGGAUAUAGUGAUCCAAAAAAUAAUGUGAAAUCUGUGAUUGAAGCUUUACUAGUCAAUCCCAUCGAUUUGUAA